Molecule: messenger RNA, 1206 nt
Organism: Lasiosphaeria miniovina
Lineage: Eukaryota; Fungi; Ascomycota; Sordariomycetes; Sordariales; Lasiosphaeriaceae
Product: P-loop containing nucleoside triphosphate hydrolase protein
Exons: 3
Coding region: 1-1206 (401 amino acids)
Cellular component (GO): catalytic step 2 spliceosome; nucleolus
Molecular function (GO): RNA helicase activity; mRNA binding; ATP binding
Source: RefSeq, a predicted model, not a curated record
AUGACCGAGGCUGGGGGAAUCGACCGCAAGGCGGAUGAGAAAAUCCAAUUCUCAACCUCCAAAGAGGUCACGGUGCAUCCAACUUUCGAGUCGAUGUCGUUGAAGGAAAGCCUUCUCCGUGGCAUCUACGCAUACGGCUACGAGUCGCCAUCUGCCGUGCAGUCCCGAGCCAUUGUCCAGAUCUGCAAGGGACGCGACACCAUCGCCCAGGCGCAAUCGGGUACCGGCAAAACCGCGACUUUCUCAAUCAGCAUGCUCCAAGUUAUCGACACUGCAGUCCGCGAGACGCAGGCGCUUGUUCUAUCUCCGACGCGCGAACUCGCAACCCAGAUCCAAAGCGUUGUGAUGGCCCUCGGCGACUACAUGAACGUUCAAUGCCACGCCUGCAUUGGCGGCACAAAUGUGGGAGAAGACAUUCGCAAGCUGGACUACGGCCAACAUAUCGUCUCCGGCACCCCAGGCCGUGUCGCCGAUAUGAUCCGGCGCCGCCAUCUUCGCACGCGUCACAUCAAAAUGCUAGUGCUCGACGAGGCUGAUGAACUCCUCAACCAAGGGUUCAGGGAGCAAAUCUACGACGUGUACCGCUAUCUUCCGCCCGCCACGCAGGUCGUCGUUGUUUCGGCCACUCUUCCUUACGAUGUCCUCGACAUGACCACCAAGUUCAUGACCGACCCCGUACGGAUUCUCGUCAAGCGUGAUGAGUUGACUCUGGAAGGCCUGAAGCAGUACUUCAUUGCUGUCGAGAAGGAAGACUGGAAAUUCGAUACCCUGUGCGAUCUUUACGACACUCUGACCAUCACCCAGGCCGUCAUUUUCUGCAACACGCGGCGAAAGGUUGACUGGCUUACGGACAAGAUGAGAGAAGCGAACUUUACCGUCAGCAGCAUGCACGGAGACAUGCCGCAAAAGGAGCGAGACAGCAUUAUGCAGGACUUCAGACAGGGCAACAGCAGAGUUCUGAUCUCCACCGACGUCUGGGCCCGCGGUAUUGAUGUUCAGCAAGUCAGCUUGGUCAUCAACUACGACCUCCCCAGCAACCGUGAGAAUUACAUCCAUCGUAUCGGUCGGUCCGGCAGAUUUGGACGCAAGGGUGUUGCGAUCAACUUCGUUACUAGCGAGGAUGUGCGCAUUCUGCGUGAUAUCGAGCUGUACUAUUCGACGCAGAUUGAUGAGAUGCCCAUGAACGUCGCCGAUCUUAUCGCUUAA